GAAUAGCAAAACGUGCUGACGUCACUUCCUGACCGGUAGUUUUGCGGGAAGUUUGGUCCUCGUUCAAUACGCAUUUACAUCCUAUACCUCCAUGUUCAUACGGUUUAACCUACAAUAAACAACAAAGUCAAGAUGCCUCCUAAAAAGAAGGCGGCAGGGAAAGGCAGAGCUCCAGCCAAGAGGCAGCUGGCGGAGGAGUUCCCCCCUGGAGAGGUCCUCAUAGACACGGGGAAGAAGUCCUGGAAGCUGGGGGCUCCCAUCGGCCAAGGGGGCUUUGGUCUCCUAUAUUUGGCUCAUGAGAAUACUGCCAAGCCUGUGGGUGCUGAUGCUCCGUAUGUCAUCAAAGUGGAGCCCAGUGACAAUGGACCACUGUUCUCGGAGCUCAAGUUCUACAUGAGAGCUGCUAAACCUGACCUGAUUCAGAGCUGGGUGAAGUCUCACAAGCUGAACGUUCUGGGCGUUCCAAGGUACUGGGGCUCAGGUCUGCAUGAGAGAGGAGGGAAAAGGUACAGGUUCAUGGUUAUUGACCGGCUCGGCACAGACCUGCAGAAGAAGUUUGAAGAAUGUGGGAGGAGGUUCCCAAGAAAACUGGUUCUACAGCUCGCUCUGCGUCUGGUUGGUGUUUUCAUUUCAUUUUUUCCACUGAAUGGAAGAGUUGUGUCAUUUUGA
Molecule: messenger RNA, 669 nt
Organism: Notothenia coriiceps (black rockcod)
Lineage: Eukaryota; Metazoa; Chordata; Actinopteri; Perciformes; Nototheniidae
Product: serine/threonine-protein kinase VRK1-like
Exons: 6
Coding region: 133-669 (178 amino acids)
Molecular function (GO): ATP binding
Source: RefSeq, a predicted model, not a curated record